Messenger RNA from Drosophila ananassae, 2800 nucleotides. RefSeq names its product alpha-N-acetylglucosaminidase (gene Naglu). The coding region runs from base 223 to 2574 and encodes 783 amino acids. NCBI's taxonomy places the organism in Eukaryota, Metazoa, Arthropoda, Insecta, Diptera, Drosophilidae. The transcript has 2 exons. The record is from RefSeq and is a predicted model, not a curated record.
UUCCCAAUUUCUUGCUGUGUAGAGAUAAGCAGAAUAUGAUUGGGAGCCGAGGCGCUGCAAUGAACUUGUUGCUGUUCCCGUUGCCCAUCUAUUGUCCGCUCAUCUUCUUCACUUGGGGCUCGUUCCACAAGAGAGAGCUUCGCUCGGGAGCUGUCAGUUGGAGGGACUUUAAUUGUGUUUGUGGCGUCGACAUUGACACAUGGGGAGCAGCUCCCAGCGAAGAUGCAUCUAAAAUGGAUUCUGAUUCUGGCCUUGGCCUUGCUGGAGGUUCUUUAUCUGGAUGGAGGAGUGGCCGCAGAAUGGAACGGGUAUAUGGAGAUGGCUACAGCAGGCCCUGACCUGGGGCAACAGCUGGCUGCCCACUUGGCUCCUAGUACGCCUCCAGAGGUGCAGGUUGAAGCUGCCAGGGCAGUGAUUCGACGACUGGUUGGCCCGAAGUCUGCCAAGAGGUUUCAAGUGGAGGUGGAUAAGGAUCUGGAGCUGCGUAGUUUCAAGAUCACCAAGCUGGAUAAUGGCCGGAUCCUGUUGACUGGCUGGGAUGGUGUCUGCGCCUGCAAGGCCUUCCACCACUACUUGAAGUACUACCUCAACAAGGACGUCGACUGGUUCAAGAUGCGCAUCGAGCUUCCGGACAACCUGCGGCUGCCCAAUGCUACCGUGGUGUCCAUCUCGGCCAGUCCAAUUAUCUACCACCAGAACGUAUGCACCUGGAGCUAUAGUUUCGCGUGGUGGAGCUUCCAGCAGUGGCGUCGUCAUCUAGACUGGAUGGCUCUGAUGGGAAUCAACCUGUCAAUAGCACCGAUUCAGGAGGCCAUCUGGGUGGAGGUUUAUACGGAGAUGGGUCUUAGCAAGGAGGAGAUUGAUGACCAUCUGGCUGGACCCGCGUUCCAGGCCUGGCAGCGCAUGGGAAAUAUUAGAGGAUGGGCUGGUCCCCUGAAGCCGGAGUGGCGCCAGUUCCAGCUGCUCCUGCAGCAGGAGAUCCUGAGCGCCCAACGCAACCUGGGCAUGAGCGUGGCCUUGCCCGCCUUCGCCGGCCAUGUGCCCAGGGCCUUGAGCCGAUUGCAUCCGAAUACCUCCUUUACGGACGUCCAACGAUGGAACCAGUUUCCCGAUCGCUACUGUUGCGGAUUGUUUGUGGAGCCCACAGAGCCGUUAUUUCAUCAAAUAGCGACCACCUUCCUGCAGAGCGUUGUGACCAUCUAUGGAUCCAAUCACAUCUUCUUCUGCGAUCCCUUUAACGAACUGGAACCACCGGUGGCUAAGCCGGAGUACAUGCGAUCCACAGCGGCUGCCAUUCACAACUCCAUGACGGCUGUGGAUCCGGAGGCCAUUUGGUUACUGCAGGGCUGGAUGUUUGUGAAGAAUCCGUUUUGGACGCCGGACAUGGCGGAGGCCUUCCUCACGGCAGUGCCUCGUGGCAGGAUCCUCGUGCUGGACCUUCAGAGCGAGCAGUUCCCGCAGUACGAGCUCACCCACUCCUACUUUGGCCAGCCGUUCAUCUGGUGCAUGCUGCACAACUUCGGUGGCACCUUGGGCAUGUUUGGAUCGGCCAAGCUGAUUAAUUCCGGGAUCGAGGCGGCACGGAGUAUGCCCAAUAGCAGUAUUGUGGGCACGGGUAUCACUCCCGAGGGAAUUGGCCAGAACUACGUCGUGUACUCCUUGACAUUGGAGCGAGGAUGGAGUCGGAACUCCAUUGAUUUGGAUAGUUGGUUCCGUCACUUCACCGUGACCCGCUACGGAGUCAAGGACGAGAGCCUGGCAAAGGCCUGGUUGCUACUAAAGAACAGUGUUUACUCUUUUCAUGGACUCCAGAAGAUGCGGGGGCAGUACGUGGUGACCAGAAGACCUUCCUUCAACCAUGAUCCCUUUACUUGGUACAAUGCCAGCGAUGUCUUGGAGGCCUGGCACCUGCUACUCUCCGCCAGGGUUAUCAUCCCCUUAGAGGACGACAGAUACGAUGUCUACGAGCAUGAUCUGGUGGACAUAACCCGGCAGUUCCUGCAGAUCACUGCAGAUCAGUUGUACGUGAAUCUCAAGUCGUCCUUCCGAAAGCGUCAGUUGCCGCGUUUCGAGUUCCUCAGCACCAGGCUGCUGCAGUUGUUCGAUGACUUGGAGCUGAUCCUGUCCAGCGGCAGGAAUUUCUUGCUGGGCAACUGGCUGGAGCAGGCCAAGCAAGUGGCGCCCCAUCCCGAAGACCGAAAAAGCUUCGAGUUCAAUGCCAGGAAUCAAAUAACUGCCUGGGGACCGAAUGGCCAGAUACUGGACUACGCGUGCAAGCAGUGGUCGGGACUGGUGAAGGACUACUACAAGCCGCGGUGGUCUCUCUUCUUCGACGACGUGAACGUGGCCCUGCACUCCCAGCGACCCUUCAAUGGCUCCGCCUUCAAGCAAAAGGUCUCCCAAAGAAUCGAACUGCCCUUCAGCAACAAAACGGAUAUCUAUCCUACGGAUCCUGUUGAGAAUGUCUGGUUCAUCUCUCACACGAUCUUUGAGAGGUGGAUGGGCUAUACGAGGGACAGUCUAUAUCUCCACAAUAAUCGGUUGUCGGUUCCUAGGAAGCCGGCUGUUGAAUAAUAUAGUUUUUAAUUCAUAAAAAUAUCUAAUAUCUGACAAAUAAAAAUGUAUUUCAAAGCUCUGAGAGCUAACUUUUUAAAAAUAUUUUUCCAAUUUCUAGGAUUAUAUCUAAACAGUAUUUCCUGAAAUUAAAUCCUAGGAAGUCCUUAAUAAUAAUUUUUAAUUCAUAAUUUCAAUAUAUUUCAAAAUAUCUGAUAAAUAAUAAAAUCAAUUAAGAGCUCUGAGA